Messenger RNA from Tigriopus californicus, 1427 nucleotides. RefSeq names its product calcyphosin-like protein. The record is from RefSeq and is a predicted model, not a curated record. The transcript has 7 exons. Gene Ontology annotation, molecular function: calcium ion binding. The coding region runs from base 275 to 955 and encodes 226 amino acids. NCBI's taxonomy places the organism in Eukaryota, Metazoa, Arthropoda, Copepoda, Harpacticoida, Harpacticidae.
AGGUACUAUUUCCAACUGCUACUCAAGCUCGCUUGUCAAGUCUAAGGUGCACGAAAACCCAUGAACCCACCAUCAUUUCUAUUACCCUCAUCACAUCAGCCAGGCACUCCUUGAUCGAUUCAAACCUUGAUCGCUUCAUACACUUCACAAAGCAUUACGAAACCAAGAGGACCUUUUUGCCAUCCAACCACACAAUCUCCUCUCUUGUCCAAGACACAAAAGGUGUUUAGGAUUUGCUUUCAGUUUGGUUUGACAAAACGGAGAGGUGUAAGUGAUGCCCACUCGUCCAAGAACGGCGGGAGAUCGAGUCGAGUCGGAUUUGAAAGAGCGCGCCAAUCGAUCCAUGAUGAACACCAAAGAUCCCGUGGAGAAACUCCGAUUCUUUUGCCUCUCCAGAGGUGCCACCGGCAUCCUCGGUCUUGGAAGAAUGUUUCGUCGAAUGGAUGAUGACGGGAACAAAAAUCUGAACUUCUCCGAGUUCCAUAAAGGCCUCAUUGAAACCGGAUGCAGUUUGACGGCCGAAGAGGCCGAGAUCCUCUUUAAGAAAUUUGAUCGAGAUGGCAACGGAAACGUGAAUGUGGAUGAGUUCUUGGUCGGCAUUCGGCCUCCCAUGUCCGAAAACCGGCGGCGGGUCAUUCAAGAGGCAUUCAAUAAGAUGGACAAAAGUGGAGAUGGGGUCAUCACGGCGGACGACCUAAAGGGUGUCUAUAAUGUGAAACGGCAUCCGCAAUAUCUAAAUGGGGAAUGCACGGAAACACAGAUCUUGGAAAAGUUUCUGUCGAAUUUUGAGACGUUUGGCUUAAAAGACGGACAGCAACAACGACAUGUGUCAUCCGGGCUUGGGGAUGGAAAAGUCACCAAAGACGAGUUUUUCGACUAUUAUUCCGGAAUAAGCUCAUCCAUCGACCAGGACGCUUACUUUGACCUCAUGAUGCGGAAUGCGUGGAAUCUUUGAACUUCGAAUUCAGUACAUCCAUUUAUCAUAAAAACUGAACAUGAAAACAAUUCGAUUCAAAUGAAACUUACAAUAUCAAUGUAUUCAAUUGCUACGUAAACACAUUUUCAUCAUUUCUUUAGUCAGCGAGCUUUCGGGAUGUGAAAAAUGAGCUUAAAAAUGGCCUCAAAUUGAGAAGAAAAUUCCAAUGAUGAUACAUUAAAAGUCAUUAUCUUAAUACGACCUGUUGAAUCGAACAGAUUUUCUAAAUUAUUCAUGGGAUGUUAUGAAACCGAGGUUUCUGAGUUUCCUCAAUCUCCAUGGUGUUCAGUCUGUAGUGCGAACUAACCCUGAUUUUGCUAGUGGGGCAUUCCAAGUCAAGUGGGUACACCCUCACGGCACUUUGUCUCAGAAUCUCAUGUAAUUUCACACGGUCAAUGCCAAGGUUAAAGUUGGUUCACAUAAAAUUUCAGCCCCAUGGGAUCAAUAUGGC